Molecule: messenger RNA, 624 nt
Organism: Lichtheimia ornata
Lineage: Eukaryota; Fungi; Mucoromycota; Mucoromycetes; Mucorales; Lichtheimiaceae
Exons: 3
Coding region: 1-624 (207 amino acids)
Biological process (GO): regulation of transcription by RNA polymerase II
Molecular function (GO): DNA-binding transcription factor activity, RNA polymerase II-specific; RNA polymerase II cis-regulatory region sequence-specific DNA binding
Source: RefSeq, a predicted model, not a curated record
AUGCUUGAUAACGCUAACAACUCUAGUAGUAAACGCAUCGAGAAGCGCCGAUAUCAAUGUGAUAUCUGUAACAAAUGCUUUACUCGUCCGAGUGCUUUGAAGACGCACAUUUAUACACAUACAGGCGAGAAGCCUUUUGAAUGUACCACACCCGGCUGCGGUCGUCGUUUUGCUGUCAUUAGCAAUUUGCGACGUCAUUUCAAAGUCCAUACUCGAAUGAUCCAUACGAGCGGUACACCCAGUGUUAGAAUCCCUGCAAGCGAACGUCUUUAUCAUGUCCAAAAAUUGAUCGAGAGAACAGCAUCCAUGCAGCGCGAUAACAUGGUCAAUAAUAAUGACACUAGCAGCGAUACCGGCAGCAGUUGCUGCAGUAGCAGUAGUACUAGCAGCACCAGCGCUACAUCAUCCAAGAAUAUGCCUGAGGACGACUAUGUGACCACCAGCCGUUAUCGCCAUCAACCAACAUCACAAUGUUACCAUCCAUACACAUUUCGAUCACCGCUGUCACAUCCGCCCGUGGCUUCAUCAUCAAUGGUUGCUCUGCCCGACGCCCCAAACAUGAUAACGCAUCCAAACCUGUAUCAUGAUCAGUUUGCACCAUCAUGGGACCAUCUGGAAGGCUGA